Messenger RNA from Polyodon spathula (Mississippi paddlefish), 1719 nucleotides. RefSeq names its product nucleolar complex protein 4 homolog. Gene Ontology annotation, cellular component: small-subunit processome; nucleolus; Noc4p-Nop14p complex. The transcript is spliced from 15 exons. Bases 13 to 1605 code for a protein of 530 amino acids. The record is from RefSeq and is a predicted model, not a curated record. NCBI's taxonomy places the organism in Eukaryota, Metazoa, Chordata, Actinopteri, Acipenseriformes, Polyodontidae. Gene Ontology annotation, biological process: ribosome biogenesis.
UUAGUUACAAAGAUGGCGCCGCCCGGAGAUACAAACGUGAGCGUGGAUAAAACUGAAAAACAAACGCAAAAGAAAUCUGCGAAAAGGGAAUUAAACAGGAAAGCGGAGCUUGUAUUGGAAAGUAGAAAACAUGCCAACGAUGUGUUUGAUAUACUGGAAUACCUGCAGUCUGAGAAGGAGGAGGAGGUGGUCUGUGCCAUCAGAGCCUGCAGCAGGAUCUUCAGUGCUUUGUUAGAAAGAGGGGAUCUUUAUGUUGGUCAGCUGCCAAAAGAGGAGGAAACACUGGCUGCUGAUUACAGUGCUGAAGACAAGUACCGGGUGUGGAUGAGGCACCGUUACAGCAGCUGUGUGCAGCAGCUGCUGGAGCUGAUGUGCCAUGAGGAGUACCAAGUCGAGGAAGCAGCACUGUGCGCUCUGAUGAAGUUUGUUGAGAUGGAAGGGAAACGCUCGCUGUUGAAAGUGGAUUGGGACGAACACUACAGCUUUCCCAGGGAGCUUCUGAAAUCUGUGGUGGAGCACUUGCUUUCCCUGGAAAAGGACAUGUCCCUCCUGAUCUCCAGAUUCCAGGAAUACCUUGAGUUUGAGGACAUCCGGUACUACGUCAUGGCAUCUGUGAAUGAAAAUGUGGCCAAAGUUAUGCAGAAAACUAAAGAGGCGCUGUUGCCAGUGUAUCAAAACAAUGUCUUUGCUCUGCUGUCAAACAUCAAUAUGCCCAGCAAAGAAAGCGAAAUGACCAACUUCCAGGUGAAACAGGCAGCUAAACAUGAAGAAUGGAAAGCAGCAAAACUAAAAGAACACAAGCGUGCCUUUGAAAGGAUGUGGCUUGGUUUUCUUAAACACAAGUUGCCGAGCAGCAUGUAUAAAAAGGUCCUGGUUAUUCUACAUGACUCCAUUCUGCCACACAUGAGCAAACCAACCCUGAUGAUUGAUUUCCUAACUGCCGCCUACGACGUUGGUGGAGCCAUCAGCCUGCUUGCCUUGAAUGGACUAUUCAUUCUCAUUCAUCAACACAACCUGGACUACCCUGAUUUCUACAAGAAGCUCUACAGUCUGUUGGAGCCCUCCAUAUUCCAUGUGAAGUACAGGGCUCGCUUCUUCCACCUGGCUGACCUCUUCUUGAGUUCCAGUCAUUUGCCGGUAUACCUGGUCGCUGCAUUUGCCAAGAGGCUGUCCCGACUGGCUCUUACUGCUCCUCCACAAGCCCUGCUGAUGGUCAUCCCCUUCAUCUGCAACCUGAUCCGCCAACACCCCAGCUGUCGAGUGCUCAUCCACAGACCCAGCGCAGCAGAAGAUCCUUCUGAAGACCCUUACAUCAUGGAAGAGGAGGACCCUGCCAAGUGCUGUGCUCUGGAGAGCUCCCUGUGGGAGUUGCAGAGCCUGCAGAAACAUUACCACCCGAAUGUGGCAAAAGCAGCCUCUGUUGUCAGCAAGCCGCUGUGCCAACAAGAAGUGGACAUCAACCAGCUGCUGGAGGUUUCAGCCUUUGAGAUCUUUGAAAAGGAAUUGAAGAAUAAAGCAAAGACUAUCCCUCUGGAGUUCGAGCAGGCCCACACAUUGCUUGGAAGGAAUGAUGAAGUUGUAGGAUUGCACUUUGCGUUGGAAUAGUCAUCCUAAAAGGAAUAGUAUCUUUGUUCCACAUCUAAAAUAACUGCACUUUCGUGCUUCCUGUAGUAUUUCCAGAUUGUGUAAUACCUUGCCAAUAAAUACAUUUUCCUAGUA